Molecule: messenger RNA, 1596 nt
Organism: Fimicolochytrium jonesii
Lineage: Eukaryota; Fungi; Chytridiomycota; Chytridiomycetes; Spizellomycetales; Powellomycetaceae
Product: mitochondrial putative cytochrome c peroxidase
Exons: 4
Coding region: 246-1373 (375 amino acids)
Biological process (GO): hydrogen peroxide catabolic process; cellular response to oxidative stress; response to reactive oxygen species
Molecular function (GO): heme binding; peroxidase activity
Source: RefSeq, a predicted model, not a curated record
AUCGACUCGACGCGCCGGAGACACUGACACACAAGACAUCCAUCCGUCAUCCCUGUCGACCUCCUGUGGACUCGCAGCAGGACGCUUGCAAAAUUGGUAUAUAAAGGCAGGCAUAGGUCGCCCCGCAGUGCUCAGGAAGCAAAAUCCUCACUCAUUAGUUCGCACAGAAUAGACUCCUAUAUUGUGCGCCCGAGAUCAUCGCCUACCGCACUUUCGACACUUCACACGCCAAAAAAACCAAAAAUAUGAGCGCCUGCCGUCGAGUUGUGCUCUUGAGAGCCGUUGUCCCCAAGCCUUCCAUCGCGGGAGCGCUUCGGGCUCAGCCUCUCUCUCGUACCUACUCUGCAGGACCCGCUGCUGGUCAGCCGUCCAGUCCUCCCCCGCCGCCUCCAAGCAACAGCGGCGGCAGCAGCAAAGGCCUUCUCUACGGCCUCGCGCUCGCCGCAGCCGGCGCCGGCGGCUACUACUACUACCAGUCCACCGGAGGCGAUAUCACUGCCGGCGCGAACCCAGAGCGCAAGAACAUCAAGAAGAACAUAUUGAGCCCGGCGGAUUACCAGAAGGUGUACGAGGAUGUGGCCAACAUUCUUGAUUCGAACCCGGAUUACGAUGAUGGGAGCUAUGGGCCGGUGCUUAUUCGGUUGGCGUGGCAUGCGUCAGGGACUUAUGACAAAAACACGGGGUCGGGAGGAUCGAAUGGUGCCACUAUGCGGUUCCCUGUUGAGGGUGAAUGGAGCGCGAAUGCGGGGUUGAAGGUUGCGCGUGACAUCUUGGAACCGAUCAAGAAAAAAUGGGGCGACGCUCUAAGCUACUCUGAUCUCUGGAUCAUUGCCGGAAUCGCCGCCGUACAGGAGCUGGGCGGACCCACCGUAAAGUUCCGUCCCGGUCGCGUCGACUCCUUGAUAGACACAAAGAUCUCGACCGGUUUACCAGAUGCCACCAAAGAGGAUCCCAAGCACAGCCGAGACAUCUUCUACCGCAUGGGGUUCAACGACCAGGAAAUUAUCGCACUCCUAGGCGCCCACUCCUUGGGCCGGUGCCACGCUGACCGCUCCGGUUUCGAUGGACCGUGGACGUUCUCGCCAACGACCUUCAGCAAUGACUACUUUAAGCGUCUUCUGGGUGAGACGUGGGUGGUCAAGAAAUGGAAGGGUCCUAAGCAGUAUGCGGAUAAGGCUACGUCUCAAUUGAUGAUGCUGCCGGCGGAGAUUGUGUACCCCAAGGACAAGGAAUUCAGGAAAUGGGUCGAGACUUACGCGAAGGAUGAGGAAAAGUUCGCUCAAGACUUUGCAAAGGCGUUCGAGAAGCUGACGGAGCUUGGCGUACCAUUUCCGGCAGACACCCCGACCAUCCAAUUCAAGCGUCUCGAGUAGAUCCACGCAUGUACAUGAAACGAAGCGCGUGCUGGCCGCGAAUAUGAGGGUGUUUGGAUCCUGCUUUGUAUAGCCUCGUAUUUUUUUUUUCACAAAUGAAACCUAUACUCGAAAUACAGUGCUGUUCAUAAAGCAAGACCGCAUUUGACAGUGCCGUCAGAGAAACCAUAGCAGCUAGAGGAGGAUUCACUAGAUACAGUACUAAGGCGUAGAUCUAUAUGGA